Zasmidium cellare ATCC 36951 is the source of this 894-nucleotide messenger RNA. RefSeq lists its product as uncharacterized. Gene Ontology annotation, molecular function: DNA-binding transcription factor activity, RNA polymerase II-specific; zinc ion binding. The record is from RefSeq and is a predicted model, not a curated record. Gene Ontology annotation, biological process: regulation of DNA-templated transcription. The transcript has 3 exons. Lineage: Eukaryota; Fungi; Ascomycota; Dothideomycetes; Mycosphaerellales; Mycosphaerellaceae. The coding region runs from base 1 to 894 and encodes 297 amino acids.
AUGUCGCACUCACCGACGCACGAUUCUGGCCGUCCGGCAUACAAGCGUCAACGAGUUGGCCUGGCCUGCACGUCAUGCCGCCGACGGAAGACCCGCUGCGACGGUGUUAGACCUGUGUGCGCUCCAUGUACGCAGCUUGGGCUGACUUGCUCGUACGAGCAGCCUCCUCAAAAUGUUAAUGACCCUCUCAGCAUGUACGAGUCCCGAUUGGGGGCGGUUGAGGACAUGCUUCGCCAGCUGGUAGACCCACAAAGAUCUACGCAAGACCACUCUUCUCGCCCACAGACAGUCUCUCGUCCGCGCAGCCCAGUCGAUCAAAGCGGUUUCUACCAUGCUAACACCGCUGUCCCUCGUGCCAUGCUCGUUGAUCUCCGAGAGCAGCAAUUGGGAACACCGUUGGAGUUGACCAUUGACGUCCUCGCUUCCACUGGAGGAAACUCCGUGGCUCCGGCGUACUUCUUUGGCCCUUCCUCGAAUGUUACCUUCAUUCGGACGGUAUCGACUGCCCUGGAUGUGGUCAGCAAUUGGAAGUGGCGUGGCCCGCAACCCAACAUUCGAGACGGCGAACCGCUCAUUUCGAGGACUCCGUCACCUGGACCCCCGAUCAGGGGCCUUUCAACAGAUACCCCAGUGGACCCCUUGGUCUUACCGCAUGACCGACUGACGUCUCGGCUACUUGAUGAGUUCUUCACAACCACUGGCCUUUUAUUUCCGUUCGUCGACGAGACUCAUUUGCGACAACGUUUCGCCGAAGCGAGAUCCGCCGGCUAUUCAGGCAUGCGAAUAUCAUUCUUGUGCCUGCUCAACGCCAUCUUUGCCACUGCCGCCCGCGUGGAUGAUGUACCUCCCGAGGACGACGCCAUUGAGCAGGCUGGUUCCAGAUCUGAGAUCUGA